CUCACGUGGUCGCCAGUAGUGGCUGAAGGAGGGGAGGGGAUGCAGGCGGUGCUGCCCAGGCUGCGCCACUUGAGUGGCGCUUGCGGGCGGGCCCGUGGGGGCUUCUCCGAGGGCUUCCCUGGGGCUUGCGGGCAGGCUCGGGGGAGGUCCUGGCCGUUAAGUGUAAGUUCCCGCUGUGGCUGUAGUGCCAGCACCAGCUCUUUUGAUGUAGUCAUUAUUGGUGGCGGAAUCGUGGGGCUUGCCUCAGCCAGAGCACUCAUCCUGCAACAUCCAGCCCUUUCCAUUGGUGUUCUAGAAAAGGAGAAAGAUUUAGCUAUUCACCAGACUGGACAUAACAGUGGUGUUAUACAUAGUGGAGUUUAUUAUAAACCUGAAUCUUUGAAAGCUAAAUUAUGUGUAAAAGGCGGAGCCCUCAUCUAUGAGUACUGUAACAGAAAGGGAAUUUCCUACAAGCAAUGUGGCAAGCUUAUAGUAGCUGUUGAGCAAGAAGAAAUUCCUAGGCUUCAGGCCCUAUAUGAGCGAGGGCUGCAAAAUGGUGUCCCAGGCCUGCGGCUGAUCCAGCAGGAGGAUAUAAAAAAGAAAGAGCCAUAUUGUAGGGGUCUGAUGGCUAUUGAUUGCCCAUACACUGGCAUUGUGAAUUAUCGGCAGGUGGCUUUGUCAUUUGCCCAGGAUUUCCAAGAUGCAGGUGGCUCUGUCUUGACCAAAUUUGAAGUAAAAGAUAUUGAAAUGGCUAAAGAAAGUCCUUCAGGAAGUAAAGAUGGAUUGAAAUACCCAAUUGUUAUUAGAAAUACAAAGGGAGAGGAGGUUCGCUGUCAGUAUAUCCUGACAUGUGCAGGACUUUACUCAGACCGUAUUUCAGAGUUGAGUGGCUGCAAUCCUGACCCUCGAAUUGUACCAUUCCGGGGAGAUUACCUGCUUUUGAAGCCAGAAAAAGGUUAUCUUGUAAAAGGAAAUAUUUAUCCGGUACCAGAUAGCCGAUUUCCUUUCCUAGGAGUUCACUUCACACCAAGGAUGGAUGGCAAUAUUUGGCUAGGACCUAAUGCAAUUCUUGCCCUUAAACGGGAGGGUUACAAGCCCUUUGACUUCAGUGCCACAGAUGUUAUGGAUAUAAUUAUCAAUAGUGGUUUGGUUAAACUGGUGUUCCAGAAUUUCUCCUAUGGAGUUAGUGAACUGUAUAAAGCCUGUUUUCUCAGUGCAACAGUGAAGCACCUUCAAAAAUUCAUCCCUGAAAUUACUAUCAGUGAUAUAAUUAGAGGUCCAGCUGGAGUAAGAGCCCAAGCCCUGAAUAGAGAUGGAAAUCUGGUAGAUGAUUUUGUAUUUGAUGGAGGAGUUGGAGAUAUCGGAAGUCGCAUUCUGCAUGUGAGAAAUGCACCUUCCCCUGCUGCCACUUCUUCCCUUGCAAUUUCUGAAAUGAUUGUAAAUGAAGUGCAACAAAGAUUUGAACUGUAAAUAGUGAAAGAAAGUGGGUAUGCAUUUUAGCAAUUUAAUUUCUAAAUUAUGCAACAAUGUGCUAAUUAAAUUAUAUAAUUUUAAUUUAAGAAAACAAUUUGAAGAUUCCAUUUGUAGGUCACAAAUAACCACUGAAUUGUUAAAAUUUUGUAACAGUAAUCAUAAUUUUACUUUGUGAAUGAAGAGGUUUCCCAUGACUGGCUAUGUAUAGUUACAUCUGUCCUGAAUCCCUGACAUUGUUAAUAACAUAUGUUCACCAACUAUGAGCUAUAGAAGAU
Molecule: messenger RNA, 1727 nt
Organism: Choloepus didactylus (southern two-toed sloth)
Lineage: Eukaryota; Metazoa; Chordata; Mammalia; Pilosa; Megalonychidae
Gene: L2HGDH
Product: L-2-hydroxyglutarate dehydrogenase
Exons: 10
Coding region: 40-1449 (469 amino acids)
Molecular function (GO): (S)-2-hydroxyglutarate dehydrogenase activity; (S)-2-hydroxy-acid oxidase activity
Source: RefSeq, a predicted model, not a curated record